AUGGAUCACUCAGUUGGGAAAGGUCGAUACGAGCCAAAGAGCGUCUCGUCUGUAUAUGUUCAGCUUACAAACGUGCGUGCAUACAGGCAGCCGGACACUUUGGUGGACCACCAACGUGCGAUAAUUAGCGAGAAUUACAAUUGUCAGAUAGCUCGUUAUAGAAAAAAGAAUUGCGAAGAAGCAAGGACGUUACACGUAUACAUACGACAUGUUACACGAUCCCCUUGA
Molecule: messenger RNA, 228 nt
Organism: Paraglomus occultum
Lineage: Eukaryota; Fungi; Glomeromycota; Glomeromycetes; Paraglomerales; Paraglomeraceae
Source: the annotation of a GenBank genome assembly